Salarias fasciatus (jewelled blenny) is the source of this 744-nucleotide messenger RNA. RefSeq names its product L-rhamnose-binding lectin SML-like. Gene Ontology annotation, molecular function: carbohydrate binding. NCBI's taxonomy places the organism in Eukaryota, Metazoa, Chordata, Actinopteri, Blenniiformes, Blenniidae. The record is from RefSeq and is a predicted model, not a curated record. The transcript has 10 exons. The coding region runs from base 95 to 721 and encodes 208 amino acids.
GUGUUCAAGCUAUUGUUUAAGGAAUUAUCUUUCUCUAUAAAUACAAGCAUGUUUGUCCCUGUUGGCAUCACUUGAGACCAGAUCUCCUGCAGCCAUGCUUUGUUUCAGACCCUGCACCGCACUGUUGCUUGCAACAGCUUGUCUGUUCUUGUCUCCAGCUGUUUCUGCAGAGAGAGCAACCUCCUGUGACAGUGGCAACUCUGUCCAUCGCCUGAGCUGUGACAUUGGAGUGAUCAGCGUGCAGGAGUCGCUGUAUGGAAGUGAAGACAGCUAUCAAGGAGUGAUGAGGAAACAAAAGCUUGGGUGUGAUGGCAAGAAGGUGUGUGAGUUGAUAACCGCAAGUGAUAUCCGCAUCUUGGACCCCUGCCCAGGAAUCUUGAAAUACGUGGACACCAACUACACCUGCCUCCCAGCACUAACUCAUGUUGCGUGUCAGCAAUCCCUGGCACGCUUGCACUGUGACCAGGGCCAGGUUAUCGUUGUCUACGGAGCAGACUACGGUCGUCGGGACAGGACCACCUGCAUUAACGGAAGACCUGAUUCCCAGUUGCAAAAUGUGUCCUGCUCAAAACCCACAAACAUCGUGGCAACCAGGUGUAAUGGGAAAAACACCUGUGAUAUCAGAGCUCUCAACUCGGUGUUUGGAGACCCCUGCCCUGACAUAUACAAGUACCUGGAGGUGGCUUACCGCUGCAAGUAUCCUUCUGUCACUGAUUCAUAAGAUUCAACAGAGCUUUGAUGAGG